This is a messenger RNA of Sabethes cyaneus, 1924 nucleotides long. RefSeq names its product ribose-phosphate pyrophosphokinase 1 (gene Prps). Gene Ontology annotation, biological process: 5-phosphoribose 1-diphosphate biosynthetic process; ribonucleoside monophosphate biosynthetic process; purine nucleotide biosynthetic process. The transcript is spliced from 7 exons. Gene Ontology annotation, cellular component: ribose phosphate diphosphokinase complex; cytoplasm. The record is from RefSeq and is a predicted model, not a curated record. The coding region runs from base 98 to 1270 and encodes 390 amino acids. Lineage: Eukaryota; Metazoa; Arthropoda; Insecta; Diptera; Culicidae. Gene Ontology annotation, molecular function: ribose phosphate diphosphokinase activity; magnesium ion binding.
AAUUUCAGUGACUUGCAACAUUCGUGGAGGUGUGAUAGGCACAUUAGUAAAUACAAAUUAAAAAGUACAGUGCAUACAUUCCGAGGAAGGUCGCAAUAUGAAUAGUGGCAAUAGCGCAAGUGAUUCGGAAACCGAAUUCGAGCAAGAUUGUGUGAUGCCAGUCAGAUCGUCAAACCCGAUUCGCGCCAGAAGUCUCAUCCGCAACAACUUGGAGAAGUCUAGCAGUAACACCGAGCAGCAACAGCUCCUGCAGUCCAGAAUGCCGAACAUAAAAGUCUUCUCCGGCUCAUCCCACCCGGAUUUGGCGUCGCGUAUCGUGGAUCGUCUCGGAAUCGACCUUGGGAAGGUGGUUACGAAAAAGUUUAGCAAUCUGGAAACAUGUGUCGAAAUCGGCGAAUCCGUCCGUGGCGAAGAUGUCUACAUUGUACAGUCCGGUUCGGGCGAGAUCAACGAUAAUCUUAUGGAGCUGCUGAUUAUGAUCAAUGCGUGCAAAAUCGCUUCCGCUUCGCGCGUGACUGCUGUGAUACCGUGCUUCCCGUACGCACGCCAGGAUAAAAAGGACAAGGCAGGCGAUGAUAAGCUGGCCAUGUUGAUGAAGACCAAUGAGUGGAAGUUUCGGAGCCGGGCCCCAAUUUCGGCCAAGCUAGUAGCAAACAUGCUAUCGGUGGCGGGAGCUGACCACAUCAUUACGAUGGACCUACAUGCUUCACAGAUACAGGGCUUCUUUGACAUCCCGGUGGAUAAUCUGUACGCGGAACCGGCAGUGCUCAAGUGGAUUCGGGAGAAUAUUGCCGAAUGGCGAAACUCGAUCAUCGUCUCGCCGGACGCGGGCGGUGCAAAACGCGUAACAUCGAUCGCUGAUCGGCUCAAUGUUGAGUUUGCUUUGAUUCACAAGGAGCGAAAAAAGGCGAACGAGGUUGCCUCGAUGGUGCUGGUCGGUGACGUUAAGGACCGGGUGGCCAUCCUGGUGGAUGACAUGGCCGAUACGUGCGGUACGAUCGUUCAUGCUGCGGACAAGCUGGUCGAGGCAGGUGCAACGAAAGUGUAUGCAAUUUUGACCCACGGCAUCUUCAGUGGGCCGGCAAUCUCGCGGAUAAAUAACGCUUGCUUCGAGGCAGUAGUUGUAACGAAUACCAUACCUCAGGACGGACACAUGAAGGAUUGUCCGAAGAUUCAGUGCAUCGAUGUGUCAAUGAUGUUCGCUGAGGCUGUCCGCCGAACCCACAAUGGUGAGAGCGUUUCGUAUUUGUUCUCAAACGUUCCUUAUUAGAAGUUUUACAUCUGACGAGAAACACGGGGUAUAUCGUGGGACAAAAAGUAAGGACUAUAAUCCGGAUUCAGUUUAUUUUUGAAUUUUUUUUCACUAUAUUACGUGUUUACACUAGACAGACAUACAUAUUGGGUUUUGAUCAAAGACUUUACAUAUAUCUCAUAUCAUUCUAUUGAAAUUCGAAAUAACUUAUUUAUAAGUUGAAAAUUUCGUCUGUUUCUGAGGGAACAUAGAUUGUUUUUUAUCCGAUAUCUCAACGUUGCCGUGACAUGGCAAGACAAACUGGCUAAACACGUUAGAAUUGUGCAUCGAAAGCAUUGCUUGUUUUUCAAUGUAAUUUUAAUGUUUUACACAAUUGAAUAAAUGACACUAUUAUAAAUGAAAUCUGUUUUGAUCAGCCUAUUCAAAAUCGUUUUGUAAUAAAUUUGUUUUUCACCGUCUCUGUCAAUAAACGAAGAAAGAUGAAAUAUAGCUAAGUUCUAGUGAGCCAUUUAGCGAUAGGUUUUAGCUUUAACCAGGAAGUUUUUUUGUGCUAGCGAAACACUCCUACAAUAGUUCUGCAAACAAAAUGAGUAACUUGAAAAAAAAAAAACAUUUUGUAAGGUACAACUACUCUAAUUUUACGCUAUUGGAAACGAAAAAGAAAGUUAGAAA